This is a messenger RNA of Chaetura pelagica (chimney swift), 1286 nucleotides long. RefSeq names its product coiled-coil-helix-coiled-coil-helix domain containing 3 (gene CHCHD3). The transcript is spliced from 8 exons. Gene Ontology annotation, cellular component: mitochondrion; MICOS complex. NCBI's taxonomy places the organism in Eukaryota, Metazoa, Chordata, Aves, Apodiformes, Apodidae. The coding region runs from base 1 to 708 and encodes 235 amino acids. Gene Ontology annotation, biological process: inner mitochondrial membrane organization. The record is from RefSeq and is a predicted model, not a curated record.
AUGGGCGGCGGGAGCAGCACCCGGCGGGUCACCUUCGAGGCGGAUGAGAAUGAGAACAUCACGGUGGUCAAGGGCGUGCGGCUCUCUGACAGUGUCAUUGAUCGGAUGAAGGAACCUUCUUCACCCAGUGGGAGGCAGCAGCACCGAUCAUCUGGUGCAGUUAGUGAUGAAGAACUAAAGAAAAGAAUAGCUGAGGAACUGGCAUUAGAACGAGCCAGGAGAGACUCUGAAGCUCACAAGAGAAGGUUGAAACAAGAACAGAUGUAUGUACGUGAUGAGUUUGGCAAACUUCUGGAACGAGAGAGGAUUUCAUCCAAUGAACAUUUGACUCGAGCUAUUCUUCGGGAGAGAGCUGCCUCGGAAGAGGAGCGGCAGAAGGCGCAGCGUUUUGCCAAGCAGCUGGAAGACAAAGACAGAGAACUGAAGAAGCAUGAUGCCUACUACAAAGAACAGCUGGCUCGACUGGAGGAAAGAAGUGCCCAGUUCUACAAAGUUACCACGGAGCAAUACCAAAAAGCUGCUGAUGAAGUGUCAUCUCGGUUCAAGCGAUACGAGUCCCAUCCCAUCUGCACUGAUCUGCAGGAUAAAAUUCUACAGUGUUAUCAACAACACCCUCAGGAGACCCUCAGCUGCUCUGCCCUGGCCAGCCAGUACCUGCAUUGUGUCAACCGUGCCAAACAGCAGAGCAUGCUUGGCAGGGGAGGAUAAAGGCAUUGUCCGAAUCAAGCACAAGACCAUCAACUCUAAUUUCAGCAGAAGAGCAUUUUUUUUUCCCAAGAAUGAUAUGACAGCCCAUUAACAGGGCAGACCAAUAAAGAGAAGAACUGGAAGAGCCAUUUGAGGAGCAGAAACCAUCACAGUUCAAUCAGUGUGACCAUUUGGGAAGCCAAGACCUGUAUCUUAUUACAUCAGAAAUCGUCCAGCCGAAGAUACUGUUCAGUCCUAGUAAAAUCCACUUAUUGGUGAUUGAAGGAAGAAAAAGAAAAGAACCUUUCACUGACCUUAGAAAAGGGAAAAAUCCUUCAAAUGCUGCUAUUUCAGUGUAGAAUCUCCUGAAAAACUUCUCACUGUCAGAGGCACGGGUCUGCAACACUUGGUGUGCCAGGACCUGGUGGCACUUGGUGGGUAAGUCAGCCCACAGGCUUCUCCUCACUCUACAGCCUCUACUUGUUGCUCGUAGUACAGUUUUCCCUGCAACCUAUAAUGACCUAAAUUGAGCUUUAACUUAUUUUACAAAUUGUGUAACUUGAUGCAAGUCUCUCCCCAGGCCUUCUGCUGGAAUGAUG